AUGGUCGCCGAUGGCGCGUCCUCCAUCUCGGUUACGGUGCGAGUGCGCCCUUUUACCAUACGCGAAGCUGCACAGUUGACGAAGACGGAUGACCACACUCUCUUCCUCGGCGAUGGGUCGUUGGCGGCUGCACCAACUCCUAAACUGCAUGCCAAAAGCGUCCGACCUGUGAUCAAGGUCCUGGAUGAAAAGUGCCUGAUCUUCGAUCCUCCCGAAGACAACCCCGUCCAGCGCUUUUCACGAUCAUUGGUCGGACCGCAGGGUAAGCGCGUCAAGGACCAGACCUUUGCAUUCGACCGCGUCUUCGACGACACAACAACACAAGGCGAUGUGUACGAGUCCACAACCAAGCCACUACUGGACAGCGUGCUGGACGGAUACAAUGCCACUGUUUUCGCAUACGGAGCCACUGGCUGUGGAAAGACACACACAAUCACAGGAACAUCACAACAACCAGGCAUUAUUUUCUUGACAAUGCAGGAGCUGUUCGAGAAGAUCACUGACCUGCAGGAAACAAAGGCCACAGAGAUCACUCUCUCUUACUUGGAGAUCUACAAUGAAACGAUUCGCGAUCUGCUGGUGGAGGGCGGAAGCAAGACGACGUUGAUGCUGCGAGAAGAUGCGAACCAGACUGUGUCCGUUGCCGGUCUCUCCAGCCAUCGCCCACAAAACGUCCAAGAGGUUAUGGAUAUAAUUGUCCGCGGAAACGAGUACCGAACAAUGUCUCCGACCGAGGCCAAUGCUACAUCUUCACGAUCACACGCCGUCCUCCAGAUCAACGUCUCGUCCAAGGACCGCAAUGCUUCUGUCAACGAACCCCACACGAUGGCCACUCUCAGCAUCAUCGAUUUGGCUGGCAGUGAGCGCGCAAGCGCAACCAAGAACCGCGGAGAGCGACUGAUUGAAGGCGCGAAUAUCAACAAGUCUCUACUCGCUUUGGGCAGUUGCAUCAAUGCCUUGUGUGAUGCGCGAAAGCGAAACCACGUCCCAUACCGCAACUCGAAGCUCACACGACUGCUCAAGUUUUCCCUCGGUGGAAAUUGUCGAACUGUCAUGAUCGUCUGUGUCAGUCCGUCCAGCGUCCACUUCGACGAAACCCAAAACACUCUGCGUUACGCGAACCGAGCAAAGAACAUCCAGACCAAGGUCACGAAGAACGUCUAUAACGUAAACCGCCAUGUGAAGGACUACCUUAAGAAGAUCGAAGAGCAAAGGCAUCUUAUCGAUGACCUGAUGAAGAAACAGAAAGACUUCGAGGGCAAUGCGUUCUCGAAAUACUCAAAGCAGAGCGAAAAGAAAGAGAGCAUCUUGCGAGAUGCUCUUCUACGUCUACGCCAGGCUUACUCUGAUUCGGAGCCUGAGCGGAAGGAUCGGCUGAAUAUGAUGAAGACCUUGAAACAAGCUGAGAAGCGGAUCGGCAUGAUCUCAUCAUGGAUCGCAGCAUUUGACAACGUCAAGGACGUUCGUGAGAACGAAGAGAUGCCCUCACAAGUCGCUGCAAUGAGAGAUACAGCGAUUGGAAUCUCGGCCGAGCUCGAGCAAACCCGACAACAUUGCCACCGACGCAUCGAACGCACCAACUGGACAAGCAAGAUGGAUACCGCUCUUCAAGUUGGACUGAGAGGGUUAGUGGAGGUUGAUGGAAACGCCGACAGCCCUGACGCUGCGAGUCUGAACAAAGAGUACGAACUGUUGAAGUCAAAUGCCGACCGAGAAAUGUUCAUCGCUCUACUGGAUCAGGAGAAGGGUGGCGACGCCGCCAUUGUUCAAGUCCUUGUUCAGGCGCACAUUGAAACAGUCACCAUCCUGAACCAAAUCACUCAAAUGGACGAAACAGAAGCAGUUGACUCCGCAAGGAAGCUACUCACCAAGAUUAUGAACUCUUGCACAACUGCAACCGCGCAAGUCAUUCGGCCAGACGGCGGUUUACCAGUUACCGACUUCUUCGCUCCUAGCCACAAGGGCACGCCGAAACGUAGGAAACCGGUAAAUAUCAUGGCACCGUCCCCAAUGCGUGCCAUUCCUAUGCCAACCUUCACAGAAGCGCCCCAUUUAACUUCAUCGCCCAUGAAAGGUUCCCCUCGACGUCGAAAAAUGGGAUUGGUAAAGAAAGGCGUCAGCGUUCAGUACUCUCCCUCGAAGAAGAAGUCGCCAUCGAAGAUUAAACGCGGCGUUCGCUGGAGAGACGACAUGGAAGAUGGAACCCUGGCGGAGUUCCAGGACAUACCAGAACACAUAGAGUCGUCGCCGGCACAUACGUAUAAUGAGCUACCACCACCAGCCUAUUCUGCCACAACCGUUGCACCGGUAGUUGAUCACAACGGUUCUUCCCCAAUACCGUCACCUCCAAAGGCUUCCCUGGAACUCAAACCACGCGCAGGUCGAUUUGCGCUUGGUGCCUUGUCGAAGAAAUCUGACGGGAUGAGUGCACACUCGGAUAACACAUCACCCCUGCGUGAGAUUGGCGCCAAUGCUGUCCGCUCAGCUUCUUUGACCAUCAAGGAGAGCACUUCCACAGACCCGGCUUCGACUGAGUACAGCGACGUCUCAUCGGGCUCAGAGGGAGAGAAGUGGACAGAUUCGGACGCACGUAAGAUUGGAUCAGCCAUCAAACGUCGCUCGUCAACAACUCAUGGCUCCAUACCGAUCAACCGUACUCAUCGGCGACGCAGCCCUACCGCAGCCUCAACCAGUCCACCAAACGAGAACAUGAUGUUCUCUGCCAGUGCGGCGCGUCGGAUGGUCAAGAGCAAUCACGAUGCUGACUGGAAGAGCAGCGUCCUCGGUCCGCGGACUGCACCCAUCAUGAAGGGCCCUGCUCGACGAACCACGGUGGCGAUCACUGGGGAGGACCGACCAAGAGAGCCAUCGUCGACGUUGAAUCGUGCACCUGUACGAAUCGUUAGCAAUGCUUCGGCUUCUUCGAGAGGUAGUCUUGCGCCUGGCGCUAAGGGCACCUGGCGUUGA
This is a messenger RNA of Dothidotthia symphoricarpi CBS 119687, 2967 nucleotides long. RefSeq names its product kinesin-domain-containing protein. Gene Ontology annotation, biological process: microtubule-based movement. The transcript has 4 exons. The coding region runs from base 1 to 2967 and encodes 988 amino acids. NCBI's taxonomy places the organism in Eukaryota, Fungi, Ascomycota, Dothideomycetes, Pleosporales, Dothidotthiaceae. Gene Ontology annotation, molecular function: microtubule motor activity; ATP binding; microtubule binding. The record is from RefSeq and is a predicted model, not a curated record.